Amphimedon queenslandica is the source of this 2343-nucleotide messenger RNA. RefSeq names its product transmembrane and TPR repeat-containing protein 4-like. Gene Ontology annotation, cellular component: endoplasmic reticulum. The record is from RefSeq and is a predicted model, not a curated record. Gene Ontology annotation, biological process: protein O-linked glycosylation via mannose; endoplasmic reticulum unfolded protein response. The transcript is spliced from 10 exons. Gene Ontology annotation, molecular function: protein binding; mannosyltransferase activity. Lineage: Eukaryota; Metazoa; Porifera; Demospongiae; Haplosclerida; Niphatidae. Bases 9 to 2063 code for a protein of 684 amino acids.
GAGUAACAAUGGCGCCAGCUGUUAGGAAUAGGCGUGUAGGAUCUCCUCCUCCUAUUAAUUCAGAGCAUUGGUAUGGCCUCCUGGCUCGCUCCUCAUUCCUCUUCACUCUUUCCUUACUGUUAAACUCCCACACUAUACUUGGUGGUUUCGUGUUUGAUGAUAAUGAAGCCAUUGUUAGCAAUCCAGACGUAAGGUCUCAUGUGACCUUCACCUCUGUGUUUGCUAACGAUUUCUGGGGUUAUCCGAUAUCAGAUCCUGAAUCGCACAAGUCCUACAGGCCACUGACGACAUUGAGUUUCCGUCUCAAUUAUUGGAUGCAUGGGUUGUCCCCUGGUGGCUAUCAUGGCGUCAAUGUACUAGUCCACAGUAUUGUCUGUGUCCUGGUCCAUUAUGUACUAAUGGUAGCUGGUGUUAGAAGGAAUGUAUCGUGGCUCACUGCAUUACUCUUUACAGUGCAUCCUAUACACACUGAAGCAGUCGCUAAUGUGGUUGGUAGAGCUGAAUUGUUGUCAGCUUUGUUCUUUUUCCUCUCAUUCCUCUCUUAUCUCAUAUCCAUCAAGACCGACGGUGGUACAUAUACAUGGAGGAUUACAGCAGUAUCAUUAGCUGGAGUUAGCAUGCUCUGUAAAGAGCAAGGGAUCACUGUAUUGGCCGUUUGCAUAUUUUACGAGCUACUCCUCAAAAGCAGGAGGAUUUGGUUGCACCUUAGAGGCGCGUUAAAGCUCACUGGUGGGAUCUAUUAUCUUUAUAAUAAUAUUAUAUUAUUUACACUAUCUCUGGGACUAGCUCUACUAGCCAGACUUUUGAUCAGUCAAGGAAGACCUGCCUUUGUUUACUCUGAUAACCCAACGUCAUUCUCUGAUUCAAUUUUAAUCCGCACUCUCACUUAUUCUCAUCUGACAUCACUUAACGUUUGGUUAUUGAUGUGUCCUUCAUUGCUUUGCUUUGACUGGUCAAUGGGUAGCAUAGUGUUAGUAAAGACACUUAACGAUUAUAGAAACAUUGGCAGCGUCACACUGUUUGCUUUUCUUAUCAUCAUCAUUAUCAAAAAUGUUGUGGAGUUCUUUCGUCCACCGAAAGUUUCCCAGACAACCACACGAGUGUCCAGCCACAACAGAUCCUCUUUGAGCACUCUGAUCUCAACCUUGUGGCCAGGAGAGAAAAAUAAUUCAUUCGCAUGCCUCUUGGGCCUCUCAUUACUAAUCAUACCAUACAUACCUGCUAGUAAUCUCUUCUUUCCUGUUGGGUUCGUGCUGGCGGAGAGAGUACUGUAUUUACCAAGUGUUGGGUACUGCUUGCUUGUCUCUCAUGGAUUUUAUGCCAUCAACGAGAGAUUAAGAAGAGGGGCAAAGAGACCUACUCCUGAGGCGAUCCUAAGUAAACCACUAAUGACACUUUUCAUUUUGAUACUUUUGAUGUUCUCUGCAAAGACACUGAUAAGGAAUUGGGAGUGGGGGGACACCGAGAGACUAGCUGUGUCUGGACUGAAGGUCAACCCUCUCAAUGCAAAAGUACACUUUGCAAUGGGAAAUGUUUUAGCUCAACAAGGAAACAGGUCCUGUGAAAAAUAUUACCGACAAGCAUUGGAGCUUAAGCCAGACUACAUACUGGCACUAACCAACCUGGGUCUUGUCCUACUUAAUACAGGUAGAGCCAAAGAGGCCGAGGAAUGUUACAAGAGAGCUUUAUCCAUUAAGCCAGAUCACAUCACUGCUAACAUCAACAUGGGGCACUUGUGUAGGCUACAGGAGAGAUGGGGAGAAGCACUGGAGCACUAUAAUAGAGCCAAGGAAAGGAGACCACACUCAUCAGUCAUGCAUUACUAUGCUGGUUGGAUGCUUAGUGAAACCGGAAAAGAAGAGGAAGCCAAGAGGGAACUCACGGCAGCUAUUGAAAUGCAUAAAAGAGUAGGAAAAGGCGAAUACGGUGAUGCUCAUUUACUGCUUGGGAGACUCCUGGCUUCUGAAGGUAGUAAACCAACAUCUGUCAGGAGGUUAAAGGGAUAUCCUGUUGAACUGCAAAUAUUGAUACACACUCUCUUUGAAGUCGUCUAUGGUGCAUGACUACACAGUAUUGUCCUGAAAGCAUAGCAAAUCUAUUAUACAAACAAGCAGAUGAGUCUUCUUCAGUAAUGUACACUAUCAAUUAAUAUCAUUGUUAAUAUCAUUGUUUAAUUAAGCCAUGCAAUGUAUUACGAUAAUACACUUGACAGUUUAUUCCUCUCACCAUGUACCUCUCAUGUAUGUUCCUUUACAGGCAAUCACUCACUAUAGAACAGGAUUCUCCUUUUCACCGAAUUCAGCCACAAAGGAAGAUUACUUCAGCAUGGGAAGACUUCUGGCU